This is a messenger RNA of Archocentrus centrarchus (flier cichlid), 1765 nucleotides long. RefSeq lists its product as uncharacterized. The transcript is spliced from 2 exons. Lineage: Eukaryota; Metazoa; Chordata; Actinopteri; Cichliformes; Cichlidae. The record is from RefSeq and is a predicted model, not a curated record. The coding region runs from base 82 to 1557 and encodes 491 amino acids.
CAUGCAAAUUUGCAUGCAGCCUUUUGUGCUGUGGAGGAUAAAUAGGUGACUGCUUCACCUAUUUAGUUCACAAGAAACAAAAUGCAGAAGAGGUUCACCACUCAGAAGGCAUUGGAACUGAUUCUGAGCAAUGUCAGCCCUUGUGACUCAGAUGGAGAAGACAUAGACCUUCAACCGGAUUCGGACUCAGAGCUGUCUUCAGAUGAGGAGACUCUCCCUCUACCAAAAAAGAGAGCUCGGUUGGGGAGUGAGCCGACAGAGACCGCGAAAGAUGGCACAGUGUGGCAUGAAGAACAAGUGGGGACACAUCUCCAUUUCACUCCAAUAGAACCGUACGCCACAGAUGGAGAGCCAAGCGCUAAGGCCAGACGAAGUAUCCGGAGUCGCCUUCAGAGCUUCCUCUGUUUUAUCACUCUUGACAUGCUUCGUAGCAUUCAAGAAUGGACUACUCAACAUGCAUGUCACACGGAGCAGCUGGAUUGGUUCAUGGAUCUCCCGGAAUUAAUGGCAUUUAUUUCAGUCAUUAUCUUGCGGGGGGUGACCAAGGGAUCGUUUGUCACUAACUGCAUCGCAUCCUACAACCCUGGUCGACACAUCACUAUUGAUGAACAGCUUUUCCCAUCAAAGACUCGCUGCUGUUUCCUGCAAUACAUUGCAACAAAACCGGACAAGUUUGGCAUCAAGUUUUGGGUGGCUUGCGACUUGAAAUCAAAGUACAUCUGUAAUGUCUUCCCAUAUCUUGGCAAGGACCCCAGUCGUCCCAGCGGGGAGAGACUGUCCGAGACUGUAGUGAUGAGGCUGAUGGAACCGUUCAUGGACAAGGGCAGAACUGUAACCACGGACAAUUUCUUUACAUCACUGUCACUUGCACAACGACUGCGUAGCCGGAAAACCACUAUCCUCGGCACAGUCAACAAGAGUCGCCGGGAAAUUCCUCAAUCCGCUAGACAGAUGGAUCGCACUGAAUUCACCACUCAGGUGUUUUCAACCACUGGUGCCACGCUGACAGUGUAUGCGCCCAAACGGAAGAAGGCCGUUUACGUUCUCAGCAGCAUGCACAGCGUGGUUGAGACUGAGGAUACCACCAAAAGGAAGCCAAACACGGUCACACAAUACAACAAAACAAAGUGCGGUGUGGAUGUGAUGGACCAAAUGGUGCGGGAGUACAGCGUGCGUGCAGGAACACGGAGAUGGCCAGUUGCCGUGUUCUACAACAUGAUUGACAUGGCAGCACUGAAUGCACAUGUGCUUUAUCAGGCAUGCAUUGGGGUGCAGGAGAGACGGGUGGACUUCCUGGUUGAGCUUGCAAAAGAGUUGGGUAACUCUCAUGUGAGUGAGAAGAAGGCACACAAGGAGAAACUGCUUCGGCAACAACCUUCCACACCCAGCCCAGGCAAAGGGGCGAAGUGUCAGGUCAACCAUCGAUGCACGAACAAUUGUGCAACUGUGAGAUGUGUUGACUGCUACAAAUACACAUGUGGCAAAUGUACCAGGGACAUACCCUGGCAGUGCCAGGUAUGUUCCGACAGUGCAGACAGACUGCUGAGUGAGUGCUGAAAUGCCAGUCACACAAAGACAUGCCACUCACACACACACACGCAGCCCCCCACUGUGCCUAGUGUAAAUAUGUAUGGAAUUGUUUUAUUUCUUGUAUUUUUUGUAUCGUUUUUAAUGACAAAAAUAAAAAGCAUUUAAACAAAUAACAGUUGUUCUUUUGUAUAUUUCUCAUGCUGGAAUUUCAGUCCUCUUGACUUAGACACAAAUA